CCAGCGCCGCCACUCCCGGAGCGGCGGCUGCUCGGAGGCGCGGCUCCGGCGGAGGACGCGGCGAGGGGAGCCCGCAGCUCAGAGACCCCGGCCCCGUCUGCCUGCUGGGACUUCGGCCGCCCAGGUCAUCGGAGAUAAGGUUUGAUGCAGUCCAAAAGGCAGCUGUGUGGGGCUCUCCGUUGUGUGUGGCUGUUGUUUAUGCCUUUGUGAAGAUACUGAGAAAUAACUGGAAAAUUAACUUUGUCAUGCAUAUGAAUUGAAAUGCAGCAAGUUUGCGUGCUGGUUUAAAAGUGAAUUACGUCUUAGGAAAUAAAGAAAUGGAUGGGAUGGAUGAAACAUCUAAAAGAAUCCUAGAGCCAUACCAGUAUUUGCUUCAACUACCAGGUAAGCAAGUGAGAACCAAACUGUCACAGGCCUUUAAUCACUGGCUGAAUGUUCCGGAAGAUAAAAUACAGGUUAUCAUUGAAGUGACAGAGAUGUUGCACAAUGCAAGCCUACUUGUGGAUGAUAUUGAAGAUAACUCAAAGCUACGACGGGGCUUUCCAGUGGCACACAGUAUCUAUGGAAUUCCAUCUGUAAUCAACUGUGCUAAUUAUGUUUAUUUUCUUGGCUUAGAGAAGGUUUUAACCCUUGAUCAUCCAGAUGCUGUUAAAGUUUUUACCCGUCAACUUCUGGAACUCCAUAAAGGUCAAGGCUUGGAUAUUUACUGGAGGGAUACUUACACCUGUCCUACAGAAGCUGAGUAUAAAGCAAUGGUACUGCAAAAGACAGGUGGUCUCUUUGGAUUGGCUGUAGGCCUCAUGCAGCUGUUCUCAAACUAUAAAAAAGACUUAAAGCCCCUUCUUAACACCCUUGGUCUCUUCUUCCAAAUAAGAGAUGACUAUGCCAACUUGCACUCCAAAGAAUAUAGUGAGAACAAGAGUUUUUGUGAAGACUUAACUGAGGGCAAGUUCUCAUUCCCAACCAUUCAUGCAAUUUGGUCAAGACCUGAAAGUACUCAGGUGCAAAACAUUUUACGCCAAAGGACGGAGAACAUAGAUAUAAAAAAAUACUGUGUACAUUACCUUGAAAAUGUCGGUUCCUUUGAGUACACUCGGAAUACAUUGAAAGAGCUUGAAUCUGAAGCCUAUAAACAAAUUGAAUCGCUUGGGGGAAACCCUGAGCUUGUAGCACUAGUUCAGCAGCUGAGCAAAAUGUUCAAAGAAACUGAAAGUUAAAAAAUUAACUUCUGGGUGUGGAUCAAAACUUUUGAAAAUGGGAAAAUAACCAGAUGGAGAAGUGUGAUAAUCAGUUUGAUGUAAAACUUUCUCUUGUAGCCAUGUUACGGAAGUUACUGUUAAAAAUAACUUGUCAUUGAGUUUUGAAAUAUAUACCCUAUAAUCUCUAAAGUCUUAACUGUAAUUGCUUACAGUUGGUUUUGUUAAAACAGAUCCGUAAAGCAGAACCAUAACUAAAACUAGUUUUGAAUGUAAAUAUAAUAGUCUUUACACAAUCACAGGCAUUAUUUCAUGCCUAAAACUCUUGUGCCCCUAACCAGGCUCAAAUAGUAUUCUGGUUGAAAUUCUGUGUUAAAUCAGGUUGACAUGUAUGUAUUGUCAUUUUAAACAAUGCUCUUGUAAACCAAAAUCUCUGAUAAAAAACAAAGGAAGGUACUUGCAACCACAAUGCACAUAAAAUUGUUGUGUGAUAUUUCUAAGUGUGAUUUGGGAGUGGAGGUGGAUCAGUUUACUAUGUCCUAGGGUGAAUGUCCUAUCCAGCUUCUGUGGAUAUUUUCAGGGGAAUGUAAAUUAUGAAAGAUAUUAUUUCAUAUGCAAAUAAGACAUGCUCAGUCUGAAAUUGUGACUUCAUAAAGAUUCUGAAGUACCUUGUAGGAAAGACUUCAUCACAUCAGCAAAGUGUAAAUUUGCUGCUGAUUCCAGCUCUGCAGUGAGUAAUUUUGGUCACCUGGUUUUAGAUUUUGAAAUUGUCAAACAUUCUGUAGCCAAAAACUUAAAUCUAUGCAUUAGAGUUCAUAUAUGUACCUGUAAAUAGCAACAUAAUGAGCUGCUAUUAGAAAUGGAACACCAUAAUUGGUGCAGGUCUCUUUAAUCUCUGCUUGUAAUUGAGGGGCUUCUCCAAGACUUUAUUCAUAAUUAAUAUUUCAUUACUGUACUGAAUUGCUGUCUGGAGGCAUGUUCUAUAUCUCUCCAAAGAGACAAGAGCUGUCAUUUUUUUGUUAAAAUGAAGAACAGUAUCUUGUUUCACAAGUUACAAUAACACUUCAGUUUUGCUAAUUGCUUAAAUAGAGCUUUAAAAUUAUAGACAUACCAAAAUAAAACUGGGACUGAGAGUAAGAUUUAGGGGUGGGGCUGAUAAGUAACAAAGUUCUCUGCUCAUAUAUAUGUAUAAAUAUAUAUACAUAUAUAUAAAUAUGUAGAAAAAUGUUAAUAAAAUGUUAGCAGAGAUGUUUAGUUUUUUUCUUGCCUGGGCUAGCUUUAAUCAAGUUCUGUUCCCUUGGUAUUCACAGGUAUAUUAGGUUAUGCUUUGGGGUAGCAAGGUAAUGGUUUGGAUCAAAGGUAAGACUGGUGCUAUAAGCUGUGGUGUUAGCUCAAGCAUACUCUGAAAUGGAUAUAGAGGUAGUUGGCUUCUGAUGUCUAAAGGAUAGUUUUAUGCAGGUGUUCAUUUACUGUACCUGAAAAACAGGGAUAGCUGUGAUCUCAGCCCACUGAGAAAACUAACUGGAGAAGGUUGCUGUAAUGUCUUCCCUGGCAGCCUUAAUAUCUUUCUGAAAGUGAUCAAACAUGACAAAAUUGAGGAUGACUGCUUUCAGUCUGAAAUACUAUGUAGUUAAGGAUGUUAGCCUAUCCCUUUUAUCUUCAUGCUGAGGAGAAAUCUUUGUCUGAUUAGACACAGAAUAAUAGGCUUUUCACUGAAUGGACCUGGUUGCCAGGACUGAUAGCUUAAAGUUGGUGAAAGGCAUCUUUAAUGUUAAUGAAAGAGAAUUGUAAUUCCAUUUUCAUAACUUGCAGUGCUUAGUAAGCCUGUAAAUUUUUAAUGUGUUGUGUGAAAAUUCUAUCUGCAGCAAAUUACAUUUAUUUUGUGCCAUGUCUUGGGAGUUUCUAAGCACUGUUGCAGUUAAUGUCAAAUAGGGGAAAGCACUGAAAAGAUUAUUGUUGUCAGGAGAAUCUCCUAGUCUUACUGUGAAAUGUAUCCUUGUGCUUGUUAGGAUAUUGUAACUGCAACACAAUGCAAAGUGCACUUAGUGCCAUUUCAUUUCUGUUCUGUUGCUGGACGCAAACAGUUCUGUGUAAUCAAACUUUCAUAAUGAAGUGGCUUUUCUUACUCUUUGUA
Messenger RNA from Pseudopodoces humilis (Tibetan ground-tit), 3330 nucleotides. Lineage: Eukaryota; Metazoa; Chordata; Aves; Passeriformes; Paridae. The record is from RefSeq and is a predicted model, not a curated record.